Molecule: messenger RNA, 1086 nt
Organism: Dioszegia hungarica
Lineage: Eukaryota; Fungi; Basidiomycota; Tremellomycetes; Tremellales; Bulleribasidiaceae
Exons: 9
Coding region: 1-1086 (361 amino acids)
Source: RefSeq, a predicted model, not a curated record
AUGCUCGACUCGAUCCAACGUUAUGCCGGACCGCUCAUUGCCGUCCUAGCCAAUCUCGGCUUCACUUUGAUGGAUGCCGCGGCGCAGAGCUGCACCCAGCACGGUCUCGCACCUGGUCAGGUGGCUUUCAGUCGUAUGCUCCUUACUCUCCCCUUCAUUGCGAUAUACAUCAUCUUUCGCCAGCCCGCUCUCUUGGAUCAGCUCGAUCCGCGGUCUCGCCCAUUCCAGCACAAGGAAGCGAUAGCAGCCGAGCCGGAGACCCUCUUAGUACGAAACCCAGCUCUAGCAGCUCGCCUGAUCUGGCUGCGGUCUUUCUUGACCAGUGUGGAGCUUUGCCUGAUGUACGCCGCGCUCAGUCGGAUCCCGCUCUCUGAGUUCGUCAGCGUCUUCAUGACUCGGGCGUUUCUUAUCGGAUUCUUGUGCUGGAUCUUGCUGAAGGAGGCAUUCGGAUGGCGAUUGCAGCUCGCAGCAGGCAUAUCCACUAUCGCUGUAGCCCUCAUUGUCCAACCUCCCUUCCUAUUCGGGGACCCAGUCUCGGGCGAUGCGGGGACCAGGGUCUCUGGCUUCCUCCUCUGUCUAGCAUGUUUCAUUGUCGAUACGCUCGAGAUGGUCGUCUUGCGCGCUAUAGGUGCCGGUCCCAAUCCCUCGAUCAUGAUGCUGGGGUAUGCGACCACCUGUGUCCUGGUUGGUCCAUGCUUCAUGUUGGUCGCAGGCGAAAGCUUCACAUGGCCGACGACCUCAUUGGUGUAUUUUGAGCUUGCGGUAGUAGCUGGCAUAGGGCUAGUUGCACAAUUAGCGUUCGUCAAGGCGAUGCAGAUGGAGACAGGCGGGAUCAUGUCGGUCAUAUCGUACGCCCAGAUCCCGAUGUCUCUGCUCGUCCAGUGUCUCGCAGUUGGGACGAUACCGAAUGUACUGCAGGUUUUGGGCAUGGGCGCUAUCCUGAUCUCCGGAGUAUGGGCGGUCCCGCUCAUGGCCCAGAUCUCCGAAAAAAGGAAGGAGGAAGAAGGAGAGAUAGAUGGAAGUCGGACGGACAGCUACACCCUUCUCCCUGUGCAGGCUGAUCCUGAGGGUCAAUCGACCAAGUAG